This is a messenger RNA of Wasmannia auropunctata (little fire ant), 2351 nucleotides long. RefSeq names its product alpha-tocopherol transfer protein-like. The transcript has 6 exons. NCBI's taxonomy places the organism in Eukaryota, Metazoa, Arthropoda, Insecta, Hymenoptera, Formicidae. The record is from RefSeq and is a predicted model, not a curated record. Gene Ontology annotation, cellular component: membrane. Gene Ontology annotation, molecular function: phosphatidylinositol bisphosphate binding. The coding region runs from base 268 to 1188 and encodes 306 amino acids.
AAUUUCCCCCAAAAAUCGCUAAUCAGAUUUCCUUUUUACCGUGCACUGUAACGGGGGACAAAGCAAGAGUGGGGUGUCCCUAUGGUAUAAAGGGGAACCGGUCCACACACGAGGUAAUCGUUCCCACUCCGUUGUUCAUUUACCGUCUCUCGAGUUCGCCGCUCCGCUCAUUUCUCUUUCCGCAACAAUCCGAAAGUCAUCGCCGCCGCGAUCGUUUGCACGUCGAGUGUUUUACUUGUGCCUGCGAAUUACUGUACACCAGUUAAGAUGCUGCUCAUACAGCCUUCGGAAGAAAUGUCUAAGCAGAUACGAGUGGAGUUGAACGAGAAUGUGGCGACGCGCGAUAAGGAUCUCGAAAUUAUCAAAGAAUGGCUCGCAAGCUGCCCCCAUUUACCCAAGUUCAAUGACGAUCAAAGAAUAAUGACGUUUCUACGCGGGUGCAAGUUCUCUUUGGAGAAAUGCAAACAGAAGCUGGACAUGUACUUCACGAUGCGCGCGGUAGUUCCCGAAUUUUUCUCCAAUCGCGACAUCACGAGGCCGGUGAUGCAAGAAAUAGCGAAGCUCAUACAUGUACCUCCUUUACCGGGCUUGACGGCGAAAGGAUGUCGAGUGAUCAUUAUGCGAGGAAUCGAUAAGGACGCACCAACUCCCAACGUACCGGAAGCUAUGAAGAUGGUGUUCAUGAUCGGGGAUAUUCGCCUGAGGGAGGAGGAACACGGCGUGGCCGGCGACGUCUACGUCCUCGACGCUGCCGUCGCGACGCCCACGCACUUCGCCAAAUUUACGCCGGCAGUGGUGAAGAAGUUUCUGGUAUGCGCGAUGGAGGCGUAUCCGGUGAAGCUGAAGGAAGUGCACGUGAUAAACGUCAGCCCGCUCGUCGACACGAUCCUCAAUUUCGUCAAGCCGUUCCUGAAGGAGAAGAUACGCAAUCGCAUCUUCCUGCACAGCGACAUCAAGACGCUGUACGAUUACAUACCCCGGGAGAUAUUGCCGGCCGAGUACGGGGGCGACGCCGGACCCAUCCAGAAUAUACACGACAUGUGGAUGAAGAAAUUAGAGGAAUACGGGCCGUGGUUCGCUGAGCAGGAAGCUAUGAAGACUAACGAGGCCUUGCGACCAGGUAAACCAAAGACGCAGGAUGACCUGUUCGGUCUCGAUGGAUCCUUCCGGCAGCUGACGAUCGAUUAGGUCGUUUAACGCGUUCACGGAGUCAUUCUGACGUAAUCGUCGCCAACGGCAGUCGUUAACUAGACCGUUCGUCCGCGUAAAUUUCGACGUUGACCGAUCGUAAAUUCCGUCCACGGUGAAAACUAACGAGAUACUUUCCCUUCGAACGACUACAAUUGCAAAUUUUUGUACGGAUUGGUGUCCGAAUAUCGAGCACUUUCAAAAUAAAAAUUUGUAAAUAGUUACGAAAAUAUAUUUUUAUCGAAAAGCUUGCCAGAAAAAUGACAGAGACGACUUAUUAUUGAUAAUAUAUUGUAUUUUUUAUCAUUUUUUUAACGCGAUAGUUUAUUUAUUUCUAAUUGUGGACGUUACGUCAUUGAUUACAAUCGAUUAGACGUAAGUUCAAAGAAUCUAAGGAAACAAAGUUCAUAUUUUAUAUAGAUAUUUUUCUCUUUGUUCAUCUUUUGUUCUUUUCGUCAAUUUUUUUUUCUAGAUAAUACCGUUUGUAUUUUAAUACAAAUGCAUACGUAGAAUACUCGAAUUUUAAGUUUUUCUUUGAGGGAUUUGUGUAGUAAAAUGAUACUUUAUAUGUGAUCCUACGACAAAACGAUAAGAGAGGCGACCGUAAAUCGAAAAAUUAUGGAAAUUGGAUUUUAUCUUCUAAAUUAACAAAUAAUUAAGUUCAGAGGUUUUAUUGCCAAACUUAAUAUUUCCCGAAGAUAAUAUCUCAAUAUAGAAAUAUUGUGAUACGACGUUUAGUCAAGCAGUAUAUUAGAAUGUACCGCACUUAUAUGUAUAUGUACAUGCGCAUGUAAUUAAGUUUAUAUUGUCACUAACACAAUCAUGUUAUUAUUAAAAUAUGCGAUAAUGUUCGGAAAUCGAGUGAAAUCGAGCGAACGCUCAAUUUCGCAGUGAGUAAAUGUAGUAACAUAAAAAAAACUCUAAUACUUUUGUAAAUUUUUUACUUGAAUCACGAUCGAUUGCGUGCAAACUCGGCAAACGUGCAAAAAUGUGGCACACUGAUGAUAUACCUAUUAUUUACGUGAUAUUUUCUGAUAUUUCAGAUAUUCUGUAUUGAUUUUUCAUUUUGAGAAAUCAUGAAUAAAAUCUUUUAGGAUGAAACAUGUGUGUAAUUGUAUUCAGAUUGUAUGAUUAAAUCAUAAAUAAAUCCUAAAAAAAAAAAA